AUGGAGAUUAUUGAUGCAGCAUCCUAAAAUUCCACGAGGACCUCUAAAAAAUCAUAGGGGACAGGAUCUGGUUAUAAAUAAGAGUUGAACAGGGGUUUCAGUGCGUUUAUGAGCUUUUCGAUAACUUUUACUAAUGUAGCAUGCAUCUCUUCAAUUGUAAUGCUUAUUGAUUUCGGAAUGAUCACUGGAGGUCCUGUAGUUAUGCUUUUUGGAUGGAUACUUGUGUCAAUAUUCACAAUGAUAGUAGCUUCCUCGAUGGCGGAAAUAUGUUCAACAUAUCCAGUUACAGGGAGUGUAUAUUACUGGUCAGGAGCACUAGCUAACUAUAAAUGGUCACCAAUUGCUUCCUAUUUAUGUGGCUGGUUCAAUUUUUUGGGAAAUUUAGCUAACAAUGCUAGCUUUUCAUUUGGUUUGGCCAAAUUUCUAUCUGGGAUAUUUGCUCUGUCAAUAGAAAGUAAGGAUGCCUUCAGUGUACAUACUUAGAUCUUCAUUGCAAUCGUGUUAUUAAUACUAUGGAGUUUGAAAAAUUACAUGAAGAUUGAACAUUAAGGAUGGUUCAACAAUACGUCAGCUGUUUAUUAAUUUGUGAGCACAAUCUUUGUAGUGAUUGUCAUAUUCCUAGUUUCACCAAAAUUCUCCUCGAACAAAUUCGUUUUCACUAAAUUUAAUAACCAAACUGGAUUCGAUAAUACAUACUAUGUAAGUAUGCUUGGACUUUUAAUGGCAAUGUUUGGAUUUUCAGGUUAUGAGGGUGGAGCUACUCUAGCUGAAGAAACCACUGACGCAAGUGUUAGUGCACCAAAAGGCAUAAUUUAUUCUUGCCUUCUCUCAGCUAUCACUGGGCUAAUUUUUAUAAUGGCUAUACUCUACGGCUGUGGGGAGAAUAUUGACUCAAUAAUUAAUGGGAAUAGUGAUCAUGGUGCUGUUAAUUUCUUCUAUAUAGUAUUUAGUGGAGAUUAAAGUUGGGUAGUGUUUAUGAUUCUAAUAUUAAUGAUGAAUUUGUUCUUAGUAGGCUUUAGCACAACAACUAUUUCUUCUAGAGUAGGAUAUGCUAUGGCUAGAGAUGGCGCUUUUCCAUAUUCUAAAUUUUUAAGUCAAGUGAAUCCUUAGACUCAAACACCAGAUCGAAUGAUCUUUCUAAGUUACUCAUUCCAAAUAUUCCUUCUAAAGAAGUCAUUAUAGUUUAGGUGA
This is a messenger RNA of Stylonychia lemnae, 1191 nucleotides long. Lineage: Eukaryota; Ciliophora; Spirotrichea; Sporadotrichida; Oxytrichidae. The record is from the annotation of a GenBank genome assembly.